Messenger RNA from Caenorhabditis remanei, 600 nucleotides. RefSeq lists its product as uncharacterized. Bases 1 to 600 code for a protein of 199 amino acids. Lineage: Eukaryota; Metazoa; Nematoda; Chromadorea; Rhabditida; Rhabditidae. The record is from RefSeq and is a predicted model, not a curated record. The transcript is spliced from 5 exons.
AUGGCUUCAUCUAGUUCUACUGCAAUGCGUCCAUUCGGAACAGCUCGUUUGACACCUGGAAGAGCCACAGGAAGACAACAAACCCAACAACAAAUUAGUACACCUGAACCAAUGAUUGCCAUUGCUCUCUCGGAUAUGGAAUAUCUCAUGAGAUCGGCCAGAUCGAGUAGAAGUUCUGGCAGAUCUGAACGCCAACCAGGAUGCACUUGCUGCUGUCAUAUCGCCGCAGGGGUUACUGUAAUCCCACGUGUCGCCCGUUUUUCGAUUGAAGGGGGACUCUCCACUCACACUCUUAUGAAUCAUUCGGAUAAUCGGAUAGCGGUGAAAAUCACUUGCAGUGACAACAAUAUGUAUAGAGUUACUCCCGUUUAUGCAACUGUUGAACCAGGACAAAGUCUUCCACUUCAUAUUGCUCGAAUCACAAGUGACCUAAUAAAACGUGAUCGUCUCUGUGUCAAUAUCCUUGAAGCAGAUGGAAACAAAGAAGCAAGAGAAAUCUUCAAAAAGAAUGCGAAUACGCGUGCACCAGCUUCAAUAAACAUGGCCCUUGAGGCAACAAAUGACAGUCAGAAUCAUCAUCAUCAUCAUCAUCAAGAAUAG